CCUUGUCGAAGGCAGAUGCUUUCGCAGCCCCGUCCCUCCUCCUCCUUCUCCGGAGCAGCCUCCGCGCCGCGCUCCAGCCGCCCGGAGGUGCCUGCCCAGCCCAGCCCCAGCCCAGCCCAGCCCCGCCGGCCGCGGUGCCCGCCCGCCCCGGCCCGGCGGAGGGAGGCAGCGGGCACCCACCCGCCGGGGUCCCGGCCGGACCCUCGGGGCGGCUGCGAGCCCGGCUGCCCGGGUCCCCGCGGGGGGCGCGGAGGGGGCUCGGCGCUCCCCUCAGCCCUGGCAGGAUGCUGCCUUCCUCGCGGACCCAGCUGGGGCUCUUCUUCAUCCUCCUCUGCCCCGCCAACAUCAUCGGGCUCUGGUGUGGGGAGCCCCCUGGUCAUGGACCCCAACAGCAUCUGCCGCAAGACGAAGCGGUUGGCGGGGAAGCAGGCGGAGCUGUGCCAGCUGGAACCGGAGAUUGUGCAGGAGGUGGCCAAGGGCACCAAGCUGGGGGUCCGGGAGUGCCAGUACCAAUUCCGCUUCCGCCGCUGGAACUGCACCAGCCACAGCAAGUACUUCGGCAAGAUCCUGCAGCAGGAUAUCCGGGAGACAGCCUUCGUGUAUGCCAUCACGGCAGCCGGGGUGAGCCACGCCAUCACGCAGGCCUGCAGCAUGGGCGAGCUGCUGCAGUGCGGCUGUGAGCUGACACGGAGCCGGGCUCCCCCCUCACCCACGGCGGGUCCGGGCACUGAGGGCACUGCCUGGGAGUGGGGGGGCUGCGGGGAUGAUGUGCAGUUCGGCUAUGAGAAGUCCCAGCAGUUCAUGGAUGCCAAGAGCAAGAAAGGCAAAAAUGACAUCCGGGCUCUCAUCGACCUGCACAACAAUGAAGCCGGACGUUUGGCAGUGCGCAGCUACAUGAGGACAGAGUGCAAAUGCCAUGGGCUGUCGGGCUCCUGCACCCUGCGGACCUGCUGGCGGAAGAUGCCCCAUUUUCGUGAGGUGGGGGACCGCCUGCUCGAGCGCUUCAACGGGGCUUUCAAGGUGAUGGGGGGCAACGAUGGGAAAACCCUCAUCCCAGUUGGUGACAACAUCAAACCACCUGACAAGCAGGACCUCAUCUAUUCUGCUGACUCGCCUGAUUUCUGCUCAGCUAACCGUAAGACGGGUUCGCUGGGCACCCGAGGCCGUGUCUGCAACAGCACAGCCAUGGACACGAGCGGGUGUGACCUGCUGUGCUGUGGGCGAGGGCACCGGGACGAGACGGUGGUACUGGAGGAGAACUGCCUUUGCCGCUUCCACUGGUGCUGUGUGGUACAGUGCCGCAAGUGCUCCGUCCGUCAGGAGCUCAGCCUCUGCAUCUGACGGCCUGGGAUCGGGUGAGGACAAUUUCAGGGGCCACUCCCAGGCUCAUGAUGUGGCCCCCUGGGACAAAGACAGGCUGAGCCAGUGGCAGGGACGGUGGGGGUGAGUCCAGCUCUGAGCUCCAGGGACUUCUGGCUUACCUGUGGGACAGCAUGGGGCUACCUGGCAUCCCCAUGGCCCUCAUGGUGGGGGAUGUGGGCACAGGGCUUCCACUAAUAAAGCUAUUUAAAGCUGG
Columba livia (rock pigeon) is the source of this 1576-nucleotide messenger RNA. RefSeq names its product Wnt family member 6 (gene WNT6). Gene Ontology annotation, cellular component: extracellular region. The record is from RefSeq and is a predicted model, not a curated record. The coding region runs from base 16 to 1341 and encodes 441 amino acids. Gene Ontology annotation, molecular function: cytokine activity; frizzled binding. Gene Ontology annotation, biological process: multicellular organism development; canonical Wnt signaling pathway; cell fate commitment. Lineage: Eukaryota; Metazoa; Chordata; Aves; Columbiformes; Columbidae. The transcript has 4 exons.